AAAAAUCCUUUGUUUGAAGGAAAUGUUCCGGUGGCAAAUCUCCCUAUGGCCACAUUUGCUUUAACUCUUGGGAACGAGCCAAUGUCAUCUUGCCCACCAAAUCCAACUAUUAUUGGAGCUUCUGGGACAAAACCAUUUGUUCUGAAUGCUGGUGUUGCUACAGUUCAAUCUAAUGAAAAUGAUCAAGUAGAGACUCAAGUGGUUAAGUCAACUAUAAAGGAUGAAGACAAGGCAAUUAAAGUGAAGGUGCAGUUGAUGGAGGAAACACUAAAAUCGAUGCUAGGUGUCCAAGCUAAUAAACUGGUUGACAUCUCAUUUUCGUGCCUUUUCCCAAACAUUCAACUGCCCCAUAAGUUUAAAUUGCCUAAAUUUGAUAAGUACAAUGGCACCGGUUGUCCUUAUGCUCACUUGACAAUGUACUACAGAAAGAUGGCUUCUUAUGCCAAUGAUGAAAAGCUAAUGAUACAUUACUUUCACGACAGUCUGAUAGGUCCUACAGAUGCUUGGUUCUCUACUUUAGACAAAAGAAGGGUCAAAAGUUGGCAUGAUUUGACUUACAAUUUCAUGAAGCAAUAUGAAUACAACACAUCAUUAGCUCCUAGCAGAGAAGAUCUUCAAAAGACAGAAAAGAAAUCAAGUGAGAGCUUUAAGGAAUUUGCCCAAAGAUGGCGUGGAUUGGUUGCUCGGGUUAAACCUCCACUGACUGACCAUGAACUGACUGGUCUUGUUACUUCUGUACCUAUGGUGCCAUUAAAUCCACCAUUUCCAACAUGGUAUAACCCACAAGCAAGAUGUGAAUACCAUAGUGGAGGUAUUCGGCAUGACCUUGGAUUGUCUUGCUUUGAAGCACUAAACCCCUUACCAACACACGAUGGUUCAACAGUCAAUAUAAUUGAGAAGGAUUUUGAGGAAGGUCAAGAGGUGGCUGCAGUUACUCUCACCAAUCAAGUUUCAUCAACUCCUAGAUAGCCUUUAAUAUUGAAGGGGGUAACACUUACAGUUUCACUCAGACAAGGUUGAUCUUAGAACUGCUACUAAUGAGGGCUUGAAUAAGUGAACAAUGGAGUUUUUCCCUAUUGCUAUCAUUUUGGACUAAAAUGUGUCUAUCAUG
Messenger RNA from Rubroshorea leprosula, 1111 nucleotides. The record is from the annotation of a GenBank genome assembly. Lineage: Eukaryota; Viridiplantae; Streptophyta; Magnoliopsida; Malvales; Dipterocarpaceae.